CCGCCCGGAACCAGAACAACACCAGCCUGCAGACGGACACACGGUUACCUCUGUAAACCAUCUGAGACACGGUGCACAGCCGCUAUGAGAGACUACACGGCGACUCCCAGCCAUGGAGGCUCCUGCAUACCCUGCUGCCAAGUUUGCGUCUUCGUCUUUACCGCAUUUCUCAUCGUUGCAGAGAGGACGGCGCUGAUCUACUGCUUUGUGUACUAUCUGUGGGUGGGUCACAACUAUUGCUAUGCCCAUCUAGCCGGCUUCACUGCACUGUUCCUGCUGCCAGGUUGGGGUCCUCAGUGGCUCAGUUACCUGUGGUACCUGUCAGAUGGACGUAUCCGCAGGAAGUCUCUCACCUGGACACAUAUACUGCACCUGGGUAUCUUCAAAAGGCUGUUGGAGUGUAUGCAGCUGCCAGAUGAGGAUGUGUAUGGUGAGAUCAUGCAGCAGGCGGAUGUAUCUGCCUUACGUCUGUUUGAGGCCUUGGUGGUCACCCUCCCUGAGACGCUGCUGCAGACGUAUGUGCUCAUCUGUACUGAUAUAGGAAUCAAAUCUCCAGCCUCGGUGUGUUUUGUGGUGUGUUUGUUGUCUCUCGCCUGGGCCUUGGUCCUCUAUGCCAGAGCCUGUUCACUCAUCAGACCAGGACACUUACAAAUGACCCCUGCUGCCAUUCUCUGUCGACUCCUGUGGAGGGUCAGUAUGCUGGGAUCUCGAUUUGCUGUUCUCAUGCUCUUCACACGCAUCUUCAAACAGUGGAUCCUAGGAGUCAUUGGUGUGCACUGGCUGGGUGCAACUUUCUGGAUGGUGUCUCAGCAGACUGACAUCAUACGAUCAACUAGUCGAUGGAGACUGUUUAACCUCUUUCUGGGAGCCAUUCACAUCUUUCUCUUCCUCAACGUGAAGUACGGUCAAUCCAGAUACCGCAUGGCUGGAUUCUACCUGGCCAUGUUCAUAGAGAACGCUUUUCUUCUUCUGGCCUCCUCCUGGUUGUUUACCAUGGUGUCCUGGGAUACUGUCGGCAUCCCAGCAGCAGUGUUCUGCAGCUUCCUCAUUGGAGUGAUAGCGUUGGUGCUGUACUAUCGUUUCCUGCACCCUAAAUCCUUUGAGAUUUUCCAGAGUAUUCGCCACAGAGGGAUAGGUGGAGCCUGCAUGGAGCGCGGAUCUACACUGUCAUUGGAGGAGAAAGUCACACCCACUUUCCAUCGCCACGCAACACUGUCUGGAGGUGGGACUCUCAUGGACCUUCCAAUCCAAUGGGAAGGCUGGAAACAUCACCACUGGCUGCUGAUUCGCUUGGCCCUGAAAACAGGAGAUGUGACAAAGAUCUGGUCGUCGUAUGGCGAGGGGGGUCUGGCUGGACUGAUGGGUCUGUCUGAAGAAGUUCACUCCCCAGAUGAACCUUAUGUCCCUCGGCUUCCACCCAUUCAACCACAGAUUCCUCAGAUCUCACAUCCAACUCCUCAACCAGCUCCCCCACAAGUGACCCUGGCUCCACAGUCUGAGGCUCAGCUGUCUGUUCUGUCUGCCCAGGUGAGAGAGGUGGUCCAGCCACCAAAGCCAACUCCCUCCACUGUAGUGGCCAGACCUGUGAGAAAAACUCCUCCCACAACAAUCCAUGACAUUAGACGGUUCCCAGAGGUUAUCCCGGUCCCGGAGGCCAUUCCUGAAGAGACUGCAGAGGAAGAGUCCUUCAGCGCUCCACCAUCAGAGGAAAAAGGUGAUGAUGAGUUUCAGAGUGCCGCUUACGGCUCACCCACACCCUCAUCUCCACGGCAACCAGGAAGCCUCCGCCACAUCGACAGCAACGCUGCAACCCUGACUGAGGCCUCGUCCUCCGCAGGUUCCCUGGACAUCAAGACUCCCGGCUGGUCACCUGAGCGACGUUCCCCUCUCCUGAUUGGUUCGCCAGAGAAAAAACCGGGGAUGCCUGGAGAGUCCAGCACUACACUGUAUUUCAGUGCAGAUGCACAGUCUCCCUCCAGUGGGAGCUAUCUCGGCUGGGGCUCCGAGCUGUCGCCCAUCUCCAGCUACCGAAGUCCCUACCGGAUCAGGGAGGCUCGUUUUGUCACAUCCACCCCGAGAAUGGAGCCUCGAGCUGGGGCUGAAAGUCCGGGCCUGGCGCCGGUUGUUGUGAUCCCUGCCACUCCAACACCAGGCACCACCCCUGGCGGGACCCCUGGUACUUUGACCCCUGUUGUUUCUACACCUGCAGCUUCAUCACCUGCAGCUUCAACACCUGCUGGUUCAACACCUGCAGCUUCAACACCCGCUGCUUCAACCCCCGGUGCAUCAACUCCUGGUGCUACUACGCCCGGUACACCGGUCAUUCCACUCACUCCAGUCAUCUCCCACGCUCGCAAACAGAUGGUCCAGUUUGUGGACAGUAGAGAGAGGGCAGUCUAAGGAGGUUGGGGAUGAAGGCAAGGGGAAAUCCUGGGUGGGGAAUGGUAUCUUUGUGAGUUUAGCAGUUGAGGAUAUACCUGACUUCAUGCUUUAAAUAACCCGGAGAAGGCUUGGUGCGGGGUUAGGGGUCUUUUAAGUUCAUUUGAUUCAAUCAUGAAGAUACAGUAUACAUUUUUCUUUUCUUUCCCCUGAUAUGCAGAUACAGAGGUUAAAAUUGCAGAUAAUUGGGAUACAUGGGUGGCACAAUGGCAAAACAAUCGUUCCAGCUCACACAUUUAGCAGUGUUUGUGGGUGGUCAGCUGGUGACAAAUCAUGUUAGUGCACUAGCAGCUCCUGGUUGUUUGAAGCAGCUUCAUGGAGAAGGGCUGAACAGUAUAAACCUCCUCACAUGUGGUGCUCUUUGCAGGCAGGUUAAAAAAAAAGUAUCUGGCAAGUUCCUGUGUAUUAGGGGCGCAUGUGGCUGUCUGCUUCCUAUGCAAACCAUUAGAGCAGUAAACAGUGACAAACACCACUUUACAAGGGAAUUGUACUCACAAAAUUAGGGAGAUAAUUGGGAGAAAUUAGUUUUUCAGUUUAGUAUAAGCAGUUGCUGAAAAUAAAAACUAUACAGAAGACUAUACACUGCAGAUUUGUAUACACAGAGGUUGAAAUCUGGGUUAGUCAAAGAAACCACUUACAGAAUUUCACAGGUGCUAAUAAAUGUGAAGCAUCGCUUCCAUUCAUUUAAAUAAACCCUUACACUUAAUUUUUAAUCUUUAGAAACUAAA
This is a messenger RNA of Seriola dumerili (greater amberjack), 3167 nucleotides long. It is a transcript of the gene xkr5b, whose product is annotated as XK-related protein 5-like. NCBI's taxonomy places the organism in Eukaryota, Metazoa, Chordata, Actinopteri, Carangiformes, Carangidae. Bases 85 to 2400 code for a protein of 771 amino acids. Gene Ontology annotation, biological process: phosphatidylserine exposure on apoptotic cell surface; engulfment of apoptotic cell; apoptotic process involved in development. The record is from RefSeq and is a predicted model, not a curated record. The transcript is spliced from 13 exons. Gene Ontology annotation, cellular component: plasma membrane.